This is a messenger RNA of Myotis daubentonii (Daubenton's bat), 3145 nucleotides long. RefSeq names its product methyl-CpG binding domain protein 1 (gene MBD1). Gene Ontology annotation, biological process: negative regulation of transcription by RNA polymerase II; DNA methylation-dependent constitutive heterochromatin formation. Gene Ontology annotation, cellular component: nucleus. Lineage: Eukaryota; Metazoa; Chordata; Mammalia; Chiroptera; Vespertilionidae. The record is from RefSeq and is a predicted model, not a curated record. Gene Ontology annotation, molecular function: zinc ion binding; methyl-CpG binding.
GGCGUGAAGCGCUGGAGCUGCGGGUCUCCGGUCGGGAGGCCAGGGUACUUGGGUUGCAGCGCGCAAGCGCAGCAGGUCUCGGCCAGGGGCGCGCGCCGCUGCGGGACUCAGCACGCAGGCGCGCGGUCCUCCCCACUAAGGGCAAGCGCCGGCCGGGCAUUCGUGCGCAGGCGUCUCUCGGGGAGCGGAACCCUGGGGGUGGGCCCCGGAUUUCCGGUCUCGGGUGCAACGAACGGCCGCGGCGGCGACAGCUACCGCUUGAGCGGCUGCAGAGGAGGAAGAAGAGGAGCUGGGCAAGGCCGGAACCUCUGGCGGGAACCCUCGUAAUGGGUCCGCGGACCUAGACCUGUGAAAGCUACCGGCCCGGUGCCGAGCUGGCCCCUGCUCCUUCCUGUGGCUCCCAUGGCUGAGGAGUGGCUGGACUGCCCAGCCCUGGGCCCUGGCUGGAAGCGUCGUGAGGUUUUUCGAAAGUCAGGUGCCACCUGCGGACGCUCAGACACCUAUUACCAGAGCCCCACAGGAGAUAGGAUCCGAAGCAAAGUUGAGCUGAUUCGAUACCUGGGCCCUUCGUGCGACCUCACUCUCUUCGACUUCAAACAAGGCAUCCUGUGCUAUCCAGCCCCUAAGGCCCCAUCCUUGGCUCUCCCCAGCAGGAAGCGGAAGAAGCCUUCGAAGCCUGUUAAAGCUCGAAAAUGUCAGGUUGGAUCCAAGAGGGUUGAGGUCCGAAAGGAGGCCCCAGGGGCUAAAGCCAAGGCUGAUGCUGACACAGCCCCAGCUUCGCUCCCUGCACCUGGGCACUGUGAGAACUGUGGAAUCAGCUUCUCAGGGGAUGGUACCGGAAGGCAGCGGCUCAAGACAUUGUGCAAGGACUGCAGAGCGCAGAGAAUUGCUUUCAACCGGGAGCAGAGGAUGUUUAAGCGUGUGGGCUGCGGAGAGUGUGCAGCCUGCCGGGUAACGGAGGACUGCGGGGCCUGUUCCACCUGCCUCCUGCAGCUGCCCCAUGAUGUGGCCUCAGGGCUGUUCUGCAAGUGUGAGCGGAGACGGUGCCUCAGGAUUGUGGAAAAGAGCCGAGGGUGUGGAGUAUGCCGGGGCUGUCAGACCCGAGAGGACUGUGGUCGUUGCCGAGUCUGCCUUCGCCCUCCCCGCCCUGGUCUCAGGCGCCAGUGGAGGUGCAUCCAGCGGCGCUGCCUACGACAUCUUGCUCAUCGCCUGCGUCGCCACCAUCAGCGAUGUCAACGACGCCCUCCCCUAGCUGUGGCUCCCCCUGCUGGUAAGCGUAGCCGCCGCAGGGGAGGCUGUGACUCCAAGAUGGCUGCCCGGCGGCGUCCCAGAACCCAGCCACUACCUCCGCUUCCUCCACCUCAGCCUCCAGAGUCCCCAGAGCUGCACCCCAGAGCCCUGGGCCCCUCAUCACCUGCUGAGUUCAUCUAUUACUGUGUAGACGAGGACGAGCUACAACCUUACACAAACCGCCGGCAGAACCGCAAGUGUGGGGCCUGUGCAGCCUGCCUGCGACGGAUGGACUGUGGCCACUGUGACUUCUGCUUCGACAAGCCCAAAUUCGGGGGCAGUAACCAGAAGCGCCAGAAGUGUCGUUGGCGCCAAUGCCUGCAGUUUGCCAUGAAGCGCCUGCUGCCAAGUGUCUGGUCAGGGUCUGAGGAUGGGGCAGUGUCACCCCCACCUUACCCUCGUCGAAAGAGGCCUGGAUCUACUCGACGGCCCCGUGUGGGCCAUACCUUGAAGACACCCUCGGGCACGCCCACAACCCGACCAAACCAAGCCCAGACUCCAGUGAAACAGGAAGCAGGCAAUGGCUUUGUGUUGCCCCCGCCUGGCACUGACCUUGUGUUCUUACGGGAGGGUGCAAGCAGUCCCGUGCAGCCUUGUUCCGGGAAGCUGGGACCAAGUCUGCUGCAAUCCUCCUUCACACAGGGGGCCCAGUGCCCUGGCCUGAGUUGGGUUGUGGUCUUACCCCAGGUGAAGCAAGAGAAGGUGGAUGCUCAGGAAGACUGGACACCAGGCAGAGCCAUCCUGACCUCUCCCGUAUUGCUGCGAGGCUGCCCCAGCAAGGCAGUAGACUCAGGCCUGCCACUUGUGAAGCAAGAGCCACUUGACCCUGAGGAGGACAAAGAGAAGAGCAAGGAUGACUCAGCCUCUGAUUCGGCCCCAGAGGAGGCAGGAGGGGCUGGCACGCCAGUGAUCACGGAGAUUUUCAGCCUGGGUGGAACCCGUCUUCGGGACACAGCGGUCUGGUUGCCAAGUCUGCAGGGCAGGCAUUCGGGAAGGGAAGAUGGAUGUAAAUGUGGGAGACCGAGGACACAUUGGCGCCCACAAGCACAAGCUGGACCCCCCUGCAGAUGGCCUGGAACCCAUGUCACUCACCACCUCCAACUUCGAUGACGUGGGUGUCCUGCAGAAGAAACUGGUGCCCUUCACCACAGAGUUGAAUAUGCAUCUGGCCUAGGAAUUUGAGAAGCUGAAGGAGGAUCCUGGAGAGGUGGAGCAGCCUCACACCUAGGAGGCGAGCCAGCAGAUAAAUGACAACAUGUGAACUGCAACAGUGCCUGGUGCUCCUGCACCAACUUUCAAAGCUUAAAAACAACAUGCUGCUGUUUCACUUCUCCCCUGCAGUUAGCACAUAAAAUGUUUCUUGUGGCCCAUUCUAACCGGAAGCGUAUGGGGAAGGGAGUUCUGGGAAACCUAGGCUAGUCAACGUGACGCAUCACAAAGCCACCCUGUCAUGAAUCCGCUCCAAAGGGUCUCACUACUUAACCUGAGGAUAGCUUCAUAACUACAUUGCUGGAAAUGCAAAGUGGAAGGAAGACCAUGGAUUUCAUGGUGACCCAGCAAUACAGAAAUUCCGUCAAACCCACCCAGUAGAAAUGUGGGUCUCAGCUCUUUGUCACUAUUGAGAACUUAAUACUGGGGUACAGGGAUGAAAACGAUAUAGUCCAUGCAAUUUUAUUAAAUACAUCAAUAUGUAUUGCAAAUGGUGAAUGGAUUUCCAACUUUCAUGAAAUUUGUAGAAUUCAGAAAACUAUCAAGAGGAUAGCCCUUGUAUGAACCUUGUUGGGGCCCAAUAGGAAUUGGAAAUAAUAUAGUUUUUGUCUCUAAUCUGUUCUAUUUUAAAAUUAUUUUUAAAUGA